UUGAAGAGGUGGUGUUUUGUGUUGUUACAACUUGAUUAUGAAUUGUUAGAAACUAUACCAAAACAUUUAUUUUAUGUAUGAAAUAUUUUUCGUGCUUGCCUUUUUGGCACAAGGGCAGUCGCAUAAGUGAUUUCAAAUUAUUACACUGGAAUUUUAUGAUUUGUGUACACAUGUGAUCGAUACAAUUUGUUGUCGUCUUUUUCUUAUUACUGAGGAUUGUGGAAGAAUGAAGCGGCCGUAAGAAGUUCUAAUAUCUCGGUGACGUAUCAGCAGGCAAGAUGGAGGAGCGAGAGAGCGAGGGCCCGGGCGUGCCCGACAUGACGCUGAUGCCGCAGAUCACAGAGGAAGCCAUCAACGACAACCUCAAGAGGCGGUACCACCAUGACCUUGUAUACACAUACACGGGCUCUAUUCUAGUCGCAGUGAAUCCAUAUAAGGAGUUGGGAUGCUACACAACGGAACAUAUGCAAAAUUACAGAGGCAAAGCCUUUGGAAGUCUUCCGCCGCACGUGUUCGCGCUCGCUGAGUCGGCCUACAGUUCGCUACAGAAUGGCGAAAAGAACCAAUCGGUAGUGAUAUCCGGGGAGAGCGGUGCGGGCAAAACUGAAACGACGAAGUUCAUUCUGCAGUAUUUAUGUGCUGCCGGAGGUCAGGCCUCGUGGGCAGAGCAGCAGAUUCUGGAAGCCAAUACUGUGCUCGAGGCUUUUGGAAACGCAAAAACCGUUCGCAACGACAACUCGUCCCGUUUCGGCAAAUUCGUGGAAGUGCGAUUGGACAAUCGGGGCGGGAUCCGAGGGGCAGUGCUAAGAGACUUCCUGCUGGAGCGAGCGCGGAUUACUGGGCCGGCGCCACGGGAGACUAACUACCAUGUCUUCUACCAGCUCGUUGAAGGAGCUAAGCACAACGCGGAACUCCGUAGUAGCCUGCGUCUCCGCGAAGACGUGCAGUACAAGUAUUUGCGGCCAGAGGACGAGGAGGCGCGCAGCCGUGGCGGCGAGCAGGGCAAGCUGGAGGCGCUGCAGCUAGCGCUGACAGUGCUGCAGGUGCCGCCACACAUGUGCGAGGGGCUCUUCAAGGUGCUCGCCGCCGUGCUGUGGCUCGGCAACGUGCAGUUCCAGGAUGUGGAUGGAGAGCGCACAACUCUAGCGCCAGAAGACACGGAAGCAGUGGACGCGGUCGCCAACCUCCUAGGGCUUGCUCCACCCACUGCUAAACGGGUGUUACUUGAAAGACAGAUCAAUGUUCGGGGCAAUGUCACCGAUAUACCGCUGCGGUUGCAUGAGGCCCGUGAAAACCGGCAUGCGAUGGCGCGCGCUCUAUACUCGCGAACCUUUGCGUGGCUGGUUCGCCACGUGAACAGCUGCUCGGCGCCGGGCCGCGAAGCGCCCCGCGCUCUCGGCGUGCUCGACAUCUUCGGCUUCGAGAACUUUGCCGCGAAUUCAUUAGAGCAACUUUGUAUCAACUACGCCAAUGAGAAGCUGCACAUGUUCUUCAACAACUAUGUGUUUGCUUUGGAACAGGAGAUUUACAAACAAGAAAGGAUAAAGUACAACCAGAUCCAGUUCACAGACAACUCUGCGUGUCUGGAACUACUGGAGAAACCUCCAAGGAGUCUGCUCAAACUGCUGAGCGAACAAUGCCAUAUGCCAAAGGGCUCAGAUGGUGCGUACCUAACGAACAUCCAAGGCGAGUUCGGGGAACACCAGAGCUUCGUGAAGGGCUCGCGGAGGAAGUGGGAGGAAGAGUUCGGGGUUCAGCACUACGCCGGGGCAGUGACGUAUAGCGUGCAAGGCUUCGUGGACAAGAACCGAGAUACGCAGCAAGACGCGUUCAUCGACCACUUGAGCCGGUCGCAGAAUCCCUUCGUGAGGGAACUCGCAGACUAUGUCGCUGAUUUGGCGCCACCUGGACAUGAUAUAUCAUUGUCAAGCCCAAAUUCUACAAACACGACUCAACGAGGCACCUCUAAAGGACGGCCGACUGUAGUGGACACAUUCAGAGCACAGUUGCAAUCUCUUGUGGACAUGCUGCAAGUCACUGAUGUAUGGUACGUCCGCUGCAUAAAACCGAACGAGAACAAAGAAGCGGGGUUAUAUAACGACAAGUUGGUGCUGGAACAGCUGCGGUACCUCGGUAUGAACGAGAUCGUGCGCAUCCGCCGCGACGGCUUCCCCGUGCACCUGCCCACGCCGCUGUUCCAGGCGCGCUACCGAUGCCUGUUGCCGCAUCCGAGACCAACGAAUCCUGAUGUAGCGCGUAUUAUUGGACUAGUAAGUGCGCCGGGCGACGACUGGCAGAUCGGACACACGAAGAUCUUCAUGCGGAGCUCUGUACACGCGCCGCUCGAAGCCAAGAGGACUGCGCUUAUACAGUCCUCGGCUCUUAGGUUGCAGAAGUGGUACAAGGGCAGCGUGAAACGCCGCCAGUAUCUACAAUGGCGUAACGCGGUGAUAGUGCUGCAAGCGGCGUGGCGCGGCUGGAAGGAGCGCGCGGCGUUCCUGCGGCUACGGCGGGCGGCCCUGACGUUGCAGCGCCACCUGCGCGGCGCCUUCGCCAGGGAGGUGGCUGCGGCACUACGGGAGAUGAAGAGGGUCAACCAGGAGAUCAAGCUGCGAGAGGAGAGAAACAGCCUCGCAGAGAAAGCAAACCAAGAGCGCGUGGAGCUGGAAAACAUGGCGGACCAGCUUCGAGGACUGCCCGCAACUGGGGCACGAGCGGACUCUGUGAACCUGGACAACCUGUUCGACUUCCUGGCAGACGUGCCCGGACAACGCGGCGCGCCCGAUGGACAACCAGACCAUCAUCAACCGUCUAUAGCCGAGAUUGGCGACUCCAUGGCCAGAUUGGCUGACGAUUUGCAUCAUGAGUUGGAGCACGUGCUGGCUGCGGAAAUGAACGAGCUGAGCAAGUCGACAACAGAAGCGCAGCGCAAGCCCGAUGGCGCGCCUUCGGAAGCCAUCCCGCCGGCACCACCGACCUCACUGCCUCUGCCUCCGAUGAUGCCGCCUAGCAUGACGUCAUCGAUGAACGGCGUGAAGGGCAUCUCGCCGAUGUCGAAUGGAGACUCGAUGACGUCAUCGCUGAUACUGCCGCCGCCGCCGCUGCCGCCGGAGUUACCGGAGGAGCCCUCACCUGCGUUACCAGACCCGCCGCCGCCCCCCGUGCUGCCUGAACCCGCCGGCCCGCCGCCGCCGCCACCGCCCCCUGCUAAAGACACGACUCCGCCAGAGCUGACAAACGGCGUGAUCCCCAACGGGAAGCUGUCGAUAGUGAACGGCAAGGAGCCUAUAUACGAGUCCGUGAUACCUCGCCCGCCCGGGCAAGAGGCCGCUAAAGAGAAGGAAACGCCUGCGCCGAUGUCCCCGCCGCCGCCUCCGCUCUUACCACCUGAGAAUGGAUUCUCACCUAAAGAACCGGAGCAAGAACUGUCAGAAGCGCCGCUGCCGCCGCUGCCGAGCGCGGUGACGUCACAGCGGUCGAUGACCAGCAGCAUGACGUCACAGAAGUCUCUGCCCAACAGCGUUGCGUCACAGAAGUCGCCCACGCCCCCACCGCCUGUACCGAUGGACACAUGCUUGAGUCCACCGCCUAUGGUCAAUGGGGAUUCUGCUAACCCGGAGCGCAGCGCGCGCCGCAAGGAGCGCGUAGAGCGGCGCCUGCACCAGCUGGAGGCGGCGCCGGCCGCCGCGGCGCCCGCCUCGCCGCCCGCAGACGCCACCGACCUCGCCGAGUUCGCCAAGCUGUACUUCAACGAGCACCCGCGCUCGCCUGAAGGCACAAUAAUAGCUACACUGACGAGGAAGAGCAAAUCGAUGGAGUUGUUAACUAAGGAAGAAAUGAUCACAUACCACAAGGGGAACAACAUCCCCACCUCGCACAUACAGCUGCACGACCCCGACAGUGUCACUGCCGCCGUCAAUAUAUUCAGGGACCUCUGCCGGUACAUGCGCGGCGAAUUAACAGUGGACAAGGAGACGCAAGUGAUACAGUCGCUCAUUGCUAAAGGCUUAGAGCGAGAGGAACUGCGAGAUGAGAUACUGGUGCAGUGUGUUCGACAGAUAACGGAAUGCCCAGUGGAGGAGUGGGCGGAGCGCGUGUGGCUGAUCCUGUGCCUGUGCGCGGUGGCGUGGCAGCCGAGCCGCGGGCUGCAGAAGUACUACUGCGCGUGGCUGCGGGCGCGCGCGCGCCUCGUGGCCGCGCAGCGCGCCGCGCACUGCGCGCAGUGGUGCCUCGACAACUGCCGCGGCGCCGCGCCGCGCCUGCUGCCGCCCAGCACCGUCGAGAUCGCUGCAAUGCGGCGGCUGGGCACGAUAGUGUGCCGCUUCUUCUUCCUGGACGGGCGCACGAAGGCCAUCGACGUGCACCCGGCGGACACGGCGGCGGCGGCGGCGGCGCGGCUGGCCGACAAGCUGGGGCUGGCGCCGCACUCCCGCGCCGGCUGGGCCGUGUACCAGCAGCGCGCCGGCCGGGAGGAGCACGUGCGCGCCACGCACUACCUCUAUGACGUCAUCGCCGCUUGGGAGAUGCAACAAGGUCCAGGCGGCGGGUCGGCGGACAACCGGUUCGUGUUCAAGCGCCGCUUGUUCCGCGGCGGGCGAGAGUUGCCACACGACCCCGUCGAGGUGGCGCUGUUGUAUGCACAGGCUGUGCAUAGCGUCGUCAAGAUGGACGAGUUCCCCGUAUCAGAGAAGGUGGCGCUGCAGCUAGCAGGGCUGCAGGCUCAAGUGUCGCUGGGCGAGCCGCCGCCGAGCCCGCCGCCGCCACACACCCGCGCCUACUACGCGCACCCCGAGCAGUUCCUGCCGCAGCGCAUUGCCAGGGCCAGGCCUGCGCACCAGUGGGCGACAAUUCUAGCGCAAGCGCACCGCCAGUACGGUGCGGGCCGGGCGGAGCUCACCGCCAAAGCUCUAUAUCUGUCGUGCGUCAUGCAGUACCCACUGUACGGAGUCACGCUCUACCCUGUCACCUACAAGGGCUAUUGGGCUCAUGGUCCGAACGUGCUACUGGGCGUGGGCUCAGAGGGCGUGGUGCUAGUGCGUCCGUCGGACAAGGUGGUCUUGGCAGAGUACCCGUACACCAACAUCGCCGCGUUGCUCAUGGACCCCGUCGACGCGGGACUCACCAUCAGUCUGACGCAUCACGGUCAACAUGAUGGCCAUAGGUGCAUCGUUCUAGAGUCCCCGCAGAAGAACGAAGCGGCGUGGCUGAUGGCGGCCUAUAGCCCCGUGCUGGCCAACGGGCUGGCAGAUGAGCCUCCGCGCCGCGCCGCGCCCGCCUCCGAGCGGUCGAGGCUCGCUGGCGCUCUGAAGGGCGCCAGGCGAGCGCUCGUCGACUCGGGCUUGCUGAGGCGGCCUACAGAACAGACUGGGAAUUUCUUGAGAAAUACUCUACGCAGACUAAGCAAGCAUCGGCUGGAGAAGGUCCGGUUGGACAUGGCGGCGGAGACGCAGGGCGAGAGCUACAAGAACUUCCCGCCCUCGUACUGGUGCUGGGCGCGUACGCUGCCACACAGCCUAACCAAGCUCAACGAGGCCGAGGAGGUCGCCGCCAUGCAGAUAUUUAAGGACAUAAUGAGCCACGCCGGCCUCAGCACGCAGGGAAGCGAGCAGGGCAGCACAACGAACCUAGCCAACAACAACAGUGUGAGCAGCCAGGAGAGCGACAGUGACGACCGCGUGGCGCUCGCGCAGAGCCUGCUGCAGCGCUGCUUGCAGAAGGACACGCUGCUCUGCGAGCUGUACAUACAGCUAAUCAAACAGACAACAGAUCACCCGGAGCCGUCGUCGCGGGUGUCGGCGCGGCACUGGGCGCUGCUGUGCGCGGCGGUGGGCGCGGCGCUGCCCCCAGUGAAGCCCAUCCGGCGGCUGCUGCUAGCACACCUGCGGUAUAGAGGCACUGCCUUGCACACCGGCGAAGAGGGCAAGUUCGCUAGGAGAGCUGAACAGGUGGCGCUAAGCAUAGCUCAAGUGCCGCGUCGUCUCGCCGCCCCCUCGAAGGAGGAGCUGCUGUGUGCGGCGGCGCGGCGCCCCAUGCACGUGCGAGUGCUGCUGUUGGACGGCAAGCAGCACGGCUUGGUGUUCGGACCCGCGGCCACUGCCGACCACCUCGUCACUAUGCUGAGAGAGAAGAUAGGGCUCAAUGAGAGCGCUACCGGUUACGCGCUGUACGAGGUGUGCGCCAACUCGACGCCGGCGGGCGCGGGCGAGCGCGCGCUGGGCGGCCACGAGCGCGUGGGCGACGUGCUGGCGCGCUGGGAGAAGGCCGGCGCCACCGCCGCCGCCUGCAGGCUGGUAUUCAAGAAGCGCCUAUUCCUAGGCGACAGGCCUUUACAAUCGGCGUGCGUUGCCGAAAUGGAGCUGCUCUACUAUCAGAUUCUGCAUGCCGUUCGCCACGACAGGCUUCCUAUCGAGACUGAUGAAGCUGUGAUGCUGGCAGCGCUGCACGCGCAAGUGGUGAACGGGGACUGCCUGGGCGGCGGCGAGGAGUGCGCGCACGCGGCGGGCGCCGUGCUGCCGGCGCGGCUGGCCACGCCCGCGCUGCCCGCGCCCGCCGUGCGGCUGCACCACCUGGCGCUGCGCGGCACGGCGCCGCACGCCGCCAUGCAGCGCGCGCUCACGCUGGCCGGCUCGUGGCCGCUGGCGCGCGCCACCAUGUUCGACGUCACGCAAUCGUUCACGUCGAACUGGCCGCGCGCGCUGUGGCUGGCGGUGGACGCCCGCGGCCUGACGCUGCUGCGGCGCGGCUCGCGCGCGGCGCUGGUGUCGCACGACCACGACCAGCUGCUGGCCGUGUCGCCCGCGCCGCGCGCGCUUCUGCUGGUCACGCGGGCCGACCGCAAGCACGCCAAGCUCGUGCUCUCCACGGACCAGGCGUACCAGAUCGCGACGCUGAUCAAGGACUACAUCGAGGCGGUCCGCGGGCCGGUGUCCCCGGCCGUGGCGGCGCCGGCCGACCCGUGCGGCGCCGGGCCGCGCGCCGCGGCCGCGUCGUGACCCCCGCACGCCUAGUGCCAGUGCUUCCACGUCCGCCAGUGAGCAGCCUCCGCGCACUGACGCGUCGACCGCGCUCGCACACGCGAUUCACUCGAACGUUACCCUCGUAUACUCAGUCUUAUAAUAUGCUUCGUAGCGACCUACAUUUAGCUCAUAAGCGUCUUCCUUAAGUAGUCUAUACGAGUGAAUCGUGUGAUACAUCUGAGUAGAUUGUGUAUUCAGAUCGAGCGUCUCGAUAGGUCGUGUCGGAUUGUAUGUCAGAAGUAAAUGUCGAUAUGAUGACGACGUCUGUUUUAAACCGAAUUGUGGUUUAUGGUGGUCAACCACCGAAUAGUAAUAAAUUGGCAAAGUUUAUUUUGAAUUAUUUAUAAGUAAAUACUUAUUAGUCGAAGCAUAUCAUGAAUCAGUCAACAUUUACUUCAAUAUGGCCAGAUUGCGGAAACUAAAGCGCUUUAACACUGUCGCUUUUAAUGAUAAAAUGUUUUAAAUAUUUUCAAGAAAUAUUAAGAGGCAUCGACGUAUAAUCAUACUAUCAUCGAUGGAUAAAAAUAAAACGUCGACGUAUCUAAAAACACAUUGAAAUGUAAUAAAAAUGUAAUAAGCGACAGAAGCGACUGUUAACGUGAUCAGGUCUCGGGUGAGGUGCAAGUGGUGUUUGGUUCGAAUGCAGGAAUGGACAAUUUCAGUUGCCAGGGAGACGGGGAAGCAAAACUAUCGCACAUACUAUAUACACUACAGUUAGCUCAACAAUUUUAAUCCACUAUUUAAAAUAGAGUUAUAUUCCAAUCUUCAAUCACUUACAAUUGUACAUCAGUAUUAUUGCUGUUAUGUGUUACUGAAUGUUACGUUAAGAGUAUUGAAAGUUAAGAAUGUUUAGAUGUUUCUGGAGAUAAUUACAUAAUCUAUACCCUUACCCCCGUUAGUCUAUGGUUAACGAUAAGGUCUAGUUUACAACGGCAAUGGUUCUAGCGCAGCCCUAAAUAACUAUAUUGUCGUUGUAAACGAUUAUAACGCUAAGCCAGCCCACUAUAAACCCUAUUAUGCUCAUAACAAUAUAUUUUAGACGUAAGACCAUUUAUUACACGAAUCUAGAAAACUGUACAUUCACAGAAGUCAAGCUCAAAGAAAACUUCUGUUUGUCUACUUAGAAAAUCUGCCGCACAAAUUAAAUCUGUUGAAGUGUAUGUAACAUGGCAUGCCAAGGUAAUCAUGAAACUCGUUACUAACAUCAUUCGCAUACGUAACUCUAAAACAUUAAAUUUCGCUUAUUAGUCAUAAAAGCCUAAUUACUUAGCUCAAAGCAGACCUGUUUUUCCUCUUAGAAAUAAGUGUUAUGAUUGUUUCUACAUAUAGACUAGACUAUUUAUCACCCCUUCCCACAUAUAGAAUAUUUGUGUAAUGUACAGUUUUCGAGUCAUGUUAUGUACGUAUGUGUAUUAAAAUUUAUUCUUCUCUUAGAUCGAAUCUCAACUUUCGCGUGACAGUAUUUUAUGGGUAUCUCUUUUAUAUUUGAUUCCUAAAAAAUAUACAGAAUUUAUAAUAUAUUUUUGGACAUUCCUGAAGUUGUGUUGUGCCUUUAAUGCUGAAAUGAUGUUGACUCUUGUAUUUAAUAUUUCACAGCAAAGUUUCAAUUACCUAUUUAGACUGAUCAGGAUGUCAUUAAUUAUUCUUAGCAAAUUAUUGUGAGCAAGUUGUGCAAAUUUAUUGUGAAUGCGAAAUAAUUUAUGAAUUGUUUCAAAUGCGAUAAUAUAUAUCUUCUAUCAUGCAUAUUACACUAUAUUGCACAAUGUUAUGUCUCAAUAUUUUAUGUAAAAGUACAUAAUUAUAUUUGAUAUUGUAGCUAAACUAAAUGUAUAAGCAUUUACCAUUAGUAAUGCGCGAGUAACUGAAUUUAAAACUGAAGGCAAAUGCCCCUUGAUUAUGAAAGAUAUCGUACGUGACAACCGUAAAAUAUUCUUUAUGUUAGGCCUACUGGUGCUUAGACGAUUAAUUGCUUAGCUUGAGUUUCUGAUCUCAUAUUGAGUAUUAUUUAUAUAGAUGCCAUAUUUUGAUUGUAAGCGUGAGCAAUACUUGGAUUAGGUUUAUUUAUUUUGUGUAACGACAUUUUGUAUAUUUGACAAACCAAAGACUCAAAUCGUCCCUUUGGAUUUUAAUUUAGACUUAAUUUAAUUUUUUGAAGAAUGUACAUAAUUUUAGAUUAAAAUAGUAUAUACUCAUUGACGUGAAAUUCUCGUAUCAUAUAGGACUUGAAAUUAUAAUAAAUAUAUAAUACCUAAUGUUUGGCAUUCACAACAUUAUUAUUGCCUCAGACUGACACAAAACAUGUCACUGCAAUUCAUAGGAGGAAGUAGGAAGGUAAAUCUGCAUGAAUUUGUAUAGCCUAAUUGGUAAUUUUUGUUCAAUAUUAUAUUUGAAGCAAAAUAUUUGUAUCGUUUUCGAAAUAUAUUCUUCAGAAUGUCGAGUCAAUCUUUAAUAAAUAUUAUUUAAGUACAGCAGUAAAUUAAUAAAAUUGCAAUGUAUUCUACAUAUACACUUAUACCAAUAAUGGAUUGAUAGAUUUUAAGGGAUAAUGUUAGAAUAAUUUAACAAUGUGUUAACCCCACAUCGAGGUAUAGCAACCACCACAACUGCCCAAAUAGACUGAAAGUGUCCAAAUAUUUUGUCCUUUUUUGGAUUUUGUUACAUUGUGUAUGGAUUUAUAACCUAUUAUUUGAAUGCCAAAUAAAUGAUAAUACAUA
Messenger RNA from Pectinophora gossypiella (pink bollworm), 9730 nucleotides. RefSeq lists its product as uncharacterized. Gene Ontology annotation, biological process: signal transduction. Lineage: Eukaryota; Metazoa; Arthropoda; Insecta; Lepidoptera; Gelechiidae. Gene Ontology annotation, cellular component: myosin complex; cytoskeleton. Gene Ontology annotation, molecular function: cytoskeletal motor activity; protein binding; ATP binding. The coding region runs from base 279 to 6992 and encodes 2237 amino acids. The record is from RefSeq and is a predicted model, not a curated record. The transcript has 39 exons.